GCAUCAUUGGGGGCUCCAUCAAAACUAAGCCCACAAGCCCAUCAGCCACGACAUCUUAUGUUGUCACUAGUUAUCUAACUAGUUAUCUCCAUUAAAAUACUAAAAUAAGAGAAAUAAAUCCAUUUUUUUUUUCUUCUUUUGCAGUAUCAUUCCAAGUUUCCACAACAUCCGACAAAUUGGUACGAACGAAGCCAGGCUACCAGCUAUCUAAGCUAUCCAGGUUCAAACUGUGCGUGGUAUGCCACAUUCAUUGUUGUAUACACUACAUACAUUGUAGUAUGUUGUAUGUACGUACGUACAAUGUAUGUAUGCAUGUAUGUACCUCGAUAUCCUGAACCUGAACUUUGCAUACUGUCUCGUCUUUCGGUCUUUGGUUCUUUCUAGAUUGCUUGUCGGAAUCUCGUCAACCUUAGUUAUUAGCCCACUUCCCCGGCCCAGUCCAACUUUCGUUUCGUUCGUGCUACUACAACACGGACUCCCCUCCCAGUGAUCGUGCAGUAAAAACUCGUUGCGGAUCUAUCUACCUACAGAUGUACGAAGUACGGUACUGGAGCCAUCAUUCGUAAAUCUUGCCGCCCACUCCUAAGCAUCUUCUGCAGUAGCUUGCGUUAGCUCUCUCGCUCCUCAACUUGACCCAUUGGGCUCGCCUCAUAAACGCCAGUGUCAGCCAAAAACAUUCAUUCUUUUCCCCUUCAACAUGCUACCGACUUAUUCCCAAGACCAUCUUCUGGAUGAAAAGGCGGCUCUUACAUCUACCCAAGCCCUCCCUCCUCAACAUCGUGUGCCAAAAAGAAUGCCUUCCACUCGACGCUUUUUCAUCACUCUGCUGUUCGGGCUGCUCGUCACCGCCGGCUUAGCAAAUGCCUUCCUCAAGCAAGAGCCUAUUGGCGAAGACGCGGCUGAAAGUGAGGAUGAUCAUGUCGUACACCGUGAUGACUCGACUUUCUCUCGGCUGCUAAGUUCGGCUUCUCCCCAGGCUCUACACUCCUUCUUACACACGUACUUUCCCUCUACUUAUCAACAUGGCGUUUACGACUCGGAUCACGCAGCCAUGGAGGCUGUCCACGCGAAUGAUCCAGAGUUGGCAACUUCCAUCGUUCAGAUGGCGAAAAGGCAGUCUGGCAACGAGACCACUGCGUCUACGAUAGUUUCUUCUACUACUACAGACUCUGGUGGCUUGACUAUUUCGAGUACUACAAGUGAAACUAGCACAACGGAGGAAACGACACCCCCUGCCUCAACUUCGUCCACAGAGACGACGACUACGCAGGCAGAGACUUCCACGGCUACCACCACUAGCACGACACAACAGUCCAGCUCGGAUACAAUGACAUCAACUUCGGAAUCCAGCGAAGUCAUUAGCACACCUGCUUCAACUUUGUCAACCACAACUACUUCUGGCCCUACUACUACAAGGCCACCUAGAACCUCUACAUUCACAUCGACGCUUCCCGGGGGCGCUCAGGUAUGUCGCAAAACUAAUUUCCUUUUCCCUCCCUUCAGAUGCCUUCCGCCCCAGUUCCGCGUCAUCCCAACAACGUUGGAUACUCGGGCCUUUGAGACCGAAUUCGCUUAAGCAUUGAUCACGAAAGGCAGCAAACCAUAUAAUAGAAUGAACUUACUGACACAAGUGGAAUAGACUACGAUCACGUCAGUUGAG
Hypoxylon fragiforme is the source of this 1660-nucleotide messenger RNA. RefSeq lists its product as uncharacterized. Bases 698 to 1576 code for a protein of 292 amino acids. Lineage: Eukaryota; Fungi; Ascomycota; Sordariomycetes; Xylariales; Hypoxylaceae. The transcript is spliced from 2 exons. The record is from RefSeq and is a predicted model, not a curated record.